CAGCAGCCUCAGCAUUGACAGCAGCAGCCUGUGUGUGUGUUACAGAGAGUUGAAGAGAAUGGCCAGAACCAAGCAGACAGCGCGCAAAUCCACCGGAGGGAAAGCUCCCCGCAAACAGCUGGCGACCAAAGCUGCCCGCAAGAGCGCUCCGGCCACGGGCGGAGUGAAGAAGCCUCAUCGCUACAGGCCCGGCACGGUGGCUCUGCGGGAGAUCCGCCGCUACCAGAAAUCCACCGAGCUGCUGAUCCGCAAACUGCCCUUCCAGCGCCUGGUGCGAGAGAUCGCUCAGGACUUCAAGACCGACCUGCGCUUCCAGAGCUCGGCGGUGAUGGCCCUGCAGGAGGCCAGCGAGGCUUACCUGGUGGGGCUGUUUGAGGAUACCAACCUGUGCGCCAUCCACGCCAAGCGGGUCACCAUCAUGCCCAAAGACAUCCAGCUGGCCCGCCGGAUCCGCGGGGAGCGCGCCUAAACGGAGCUUGGCCGGCUCUACACAUUCACCCCGAGAAAGAGAAACACAACGGCUCUUUUCAGAGCCACUAAACCAUCCAUAGAGAGCAGGAAACGAUGUGGCACAUUAAUAUUCUAAUUAUAAAUCAAGAAAGUAAAACGGAAUGAGUUAUAAGCGAUAUUGCCAUGGACCGUGAAGUCAUAUCUCCCGUCUUCGCAGAAUUUAUUGUGACAGAUUGUGAAAUAUAAUUUUAACAUGACAUUGGUAGUGUAUUAUAAAUUCCCGGAAUCUCCCUCUCUGUCUCGGUAUUCAUAUGGCUUGUCGUUGGGGGAUGGGAAAGAUUUGGCGCCAAGAGAUCAACGGCUCAUUUUCAAACUUGAAAAGUCCACUAACAUGUAGAAAAGAGCGCAAAGUUUUACAGGUGAGAAUGGGUAGGUACUUAAGCGUUGAUUUGUCUAUCGAUUACAGAAGUGCAGUUCACUUUACCCCCUUCCCUCCUUUACAGCUGAAAAAAAAAUCACUAACGGGUAUUUAAUAUGUUCUCUCUGGGGGCAGCGAAGAAAGUCUGUCUAUGAACACACUAGUGAACAAAGCGCUGAGGGAUAGGGGACGCUUAGGAGUAUUUGCUACA
This is a messenger RNA of Chiloscyllium plagiosum (whitespotted bambooshark), 1079 nucleotides long. RefSeq names its product histone H3. The record is from RefSeq and is a predicted model, not a curated record. Gene Ontology annotation, cellular component: nucleosome. NCBI's taxonomy places the organism in Eukaryota, Metazoa, Chordata, Chondrichthyes, Orectolobiformes, Hemiscylliidae. Gene Ontology annotation, molecular function: DNA binding; protein heterodimerization activity; structural constituent of chromatin.